Molecule: messenger RNA, 3681 nt
Organism: Penicillium canariense
Lineage: Eukaryota; Fungi; Ascomycota; Eurotiomycetes; Eurotiales; Aspergillaceae
Product: putative spindle-pole body protein (Pcp1)
Exons: 3
Coding region: 1-3681 (1226 amino acids)
Biological process (GO): mitotic chromosome condensation
Cellular component (GO): condensin complex; microtubule organizing center; condensed chromosome
Molecular function (GO): chromatin binding
Source: RefSeq, a predicted model, not a curated record
AUGACAUUUCCCUACAUCGACACGCCACGCACCGAGAUCGACGGGAACGCGACUUAUCUUACCAAUGGCUUUCGCAGCGUGGGCCGAACACACCUUUCAGCACUCGACUCGGUAGAAAACUCGUUCGCUACUCCAUCCAAGGACAACGAUGUGAUCAAAGGAUUUGGAGAGGGGCGAAAACGCGUUUCGGCCUCCAAUUUGGGCACCCCGCGCGCCAAUGCGGCGACGAAGUCUACGAGAAGCGCAUUAAGACAACUCCCGUCGGCUGGAGCUGCUAGGGGCGAAUUCACGCCGCUAAUGCGGAGUGCGACGAAAAACAACCUCUUGAGAAAUGCGUCCAUGAAUCGAGGGGCAGAUGACCCGAAAACCCCGGCCUACCUGCGCGAAGGCAAUCGAGGCGCCGCCCAUACCCCCGGUUUACCACCCAUGGACAUGUCCGACAUUUAUGAGGAAGAUGCGACAACAGAUGAUCCCACGCCUCUUCCACAAGCUGCGAGUAGCAGUGUCCAGAGUACACCACUUCCGUCUCUUUUGGGACGCGACGUGCGAGGGAUUCUGGGCGACGGGCAAAAUAUGACCCUGAAGGAGCAGGAGCGAAUCAUUGACAGGCUUGACAAAGACAACUGGAAUCUGAAGCUCAAGAUCCACUACCUGGAGGAACAACUCGAGAAAGCAGGACCCGAAUACAACAGCGCAGCUCUCAAGGAGAAUACCGAGCUCAAAGUUCUGAGAUUGACAAUGCAACGCGACAUUGUCCGGUACAAGAAGAGUCUGCUGCAAGCAGAACGCGAUUUGGAGGAGUAUCAACAACAACUCAUGGAGUGGAGAGAUAGAGCCCGGAGGAAACAAACCGAUGAGGAAGUACAGCGUGAAAUGGACCUGAUGCGCGAGGAGGUCGAAUCAAAAGAUAACGAACUCAGAAAGAUUCGCGAAGAAUUGAGGUUGACCAAAGAUGAUCAAUCUCAAGAAAUCGAGAAGCUCCGAGAUGAUGUAGAAGAUCUUGAGGCUGCGGUACGGGAGAGAGACCGUAUUAUCGAAGAACGCGACGAAGAACUGGAGGAACUUCGAGAGAAUGGCAAAGAGAACGAUGCGGGAGCAGAGCUUCAAGGCGAACUCGACCGUGCGAAGGAGCAUAUUCAAGAGCUGCAGGACCGUCUGGAGCAGGCCAAGUCAGAAGCCCAAGAAGCGGAUGAUGCCGCAAAGAAGGCCAUCGAUGAGAAGGGCCGUACUGAAGAAGACCUCCGGGAGCUUCAGGACGAGAUGGCGGACAAGUCCUUUACAACAAGGGGACUCAGUCGACAACUGGAGGAUAAAGUCGAUAAGCUUGAGGAGGAAGUGCAAGAUUUACGACAAGAGAACGACACCCUCAAAGCUGAAAUCGAGAGCAAAACGGAGUCCGUGAGUCGUCUCGAGGAGCGUUAUCAGACCGCUCAACAAGACCUCAGGAACAAUAGCGGAAAAUUGGGCGAAGACCUUGAAUCAGCCAGACACGAACGGGACUUGGUCCAGGCUGAACUCCAAAAAAUGUCCGCUCGACUGCAAGAGGCCCUCGAUAAUAUUCAACGCAGGAAUGAAGAGAAAGAGCUUCUUCAGACCCGGCACCACGCACUGACUGAUGAGUCUGGCGGCUUGCAGAACGAGUUGACCCGAGCGCAGUCUAGGAUACGCGAACUCCAGCAGGCGGUUGAAGAAGCCACAAAUCGUGCUCAAGACAACCAGAACCUUCGCUGGCAACACAAGGCGGAGGUGGACCGUCUUCAGGAUGAAAUUGAUGCUCUCCAGCGCGAAAUCGAGGACAAGGAGGGUCACUUCGCCCUCGAGCAGGAUAGGUGGGAAAGCACCAAGCGUUCCUUGCAGUCUCAAAAAGAGCGUGCCGAAGAACAAGCAGCAGGCCUCAAGCGAACAAUCGAGAGACUUCAAGAGACAGAGCAUACUCUUUCUGGGAAGGAGUUCAAGCUACAGGAAGCUAUCGAUAGCGAGAAGCAGCGCCAUCUACAAGAAGAAGCGGUGCUGAGUCGCCAGAUCAAAGAGCUUGGCGACGAGCUUUCUCAAAAGAGACACAUUCUGGAUGAGCAGCGUAACGACCUCCUUACGGUGAGGGAAGAGCUGCGCGUGUCUCGGCGCGAGGAGCAAUCACUCAAGGAAAAAGUGCAGGCUCUGGAGGACGAGGUUGUUGUCUUGCAAUCGAGUUUAGCGGAAGAGCAAGAAUACGCCAAAGGUCGGAUGCUGAAGGGCUCGUCUGACGUGGAAUCCCAAUUGCAGAAAGCAAUUGCCGACAGACAAACCCUCCGUGACCAGCUUGCCAAUGCUCAUGUCGAGCUGCAUGACUUGCGAACUUCGAUAGGCGAGGUUGAAGCCGAACGCGACGAGCUCCAAGCGCAGCUUGGUCGUCCUCAAAAUGCGGAAGACACCACCCGUUUUGACCGCGAAAAGCUCGAGCUUCGGCGGACCGCUGUUCGACAAGAGAAUGAAUUGCAGCGCUUGCGAGACGACAGGACCUCCUUGUUGGAAGCCAAAGCUACUCUUGAACAGCAGCUCGGAUCUGAGAUCGAGCGUGCCACGGCAGAAGAGGGCCGCCUUUCAGCUGAGAUCGAUCGUCUCCAGGACAAGCUCCAUGCGGGCUCUGGCAACCGGGAUCGUGAAUUGACAACCGCCAGGACCAAGGUUCAGCGGCUUGAACGACGCAUUCAAGAGCUAGAGCUCCUCCUGCAGCAACAACCCGCCAUGGAAAAUGAGCAGUCGGCUACCCAUGGGGACCUGUCUCUGAUUCGGCAUAGUCUCGACGAGGCUCGCAGGCGUGAGAAAAUUCUUCUGCAGCGCGAAGCCGAGCAGAAGGCUUCUACACGCACACUGAAGUCACGCGUCUCUGAUCUGGAGAGAGAUCUCCACGAUGCUAUGAUGAACAAGUUCGAUUCGCGCUCUCCACAGAACUCGCCUUCCAACAAGCUUCAUGAGGAGUUGCGAAGUUUGCGAAAGCAACUUGCAGAUGCCCACCGAUCCCUCAAGGAGAUCAAGGCCAAGAAUCGUGAUUUGGAACGUGCGGCGAUGAAAGAGGAGGACCAAAAGGAUCUCCACGAGCUUCUCAAGUCGUCAACUCUUGAAGCCGAGGCCUUGGCGCUCAAGGUCUCCGAACGAGACUCGCGAUUGAACGAGCUCAAGAACCAGGUCCGUCGGAUCCGUGAAGAGCGAGCGUUCUGCAUUCGCAAAGCCGAGGCGGCAACUAAGGAGUUGGAUGCACUUCAACAACGGUACGAGGAAGCCCUCAAGAAAGUGACCAACUCGAAGACUUCCAGCAAGGGUCAACAUGAGAAGGAGAUGCGCGGGCUAGGCAAAGAAAUAAUGUGGCUUCGUGCCCGUCUGCAGCGAGAGGAGAAGUUCCGUCGUGACUUGGCCUGGAGUAAGGGCCUGAUGGAGCUUGGCGAACGAGUCCGCGUUGCAUGCAACGAAGCCGACCUCCGCAUGAUCACCGAGAUGGGUGUUCAAGCCCGCGACCGCAAUCCCAUGCGAACUCCACGCCGCAAGUUCAAAUCAGCCAUUUCCCUUGUGUUGGCUACCGUCCGUAUGCAGCGGAUGGGCCAGGAAUGGAGACUGACCAAAAAGCUCGGCGAGGGCUUGAAACGAGCCAAGAGCGAGAUGCUGAAGCGUCGCGAAAGCUCGAACAAAGGUCUGUUUGGCCAGUAG